GGCUGCGCAGCCAUGCGGUUUCGGGCCAAGAUCGUGGACGUCGCCUGCCUGAACCACUUCACCCGUGUGAUUAACACAAUUGCCAAAUUAGCCAAGACAUGCACUCUACGCCUUGCAGUGGACAAACUUUACUUCAUCCUUUCUGAUAAAGUGGCAAAUGGAGGGGUCAGCAUGUGGUGUGAGUUAAAUCAGGGGAACUUCUUUGAUGAGUUCCAGAUGGAGGGAGUAGCAGCAGAAUACAAUGAAAUUUACUUGGAGCUGACACCUGAAAACCUAUCGAGAGCUUUAAAAACAGCCCAGAACGCCAAGACAGUGAAAAUCAAAUUGACUAACAAACACUGCCCCUGUCUUACAUUAGCCGUGGAACUGCCCUCGUUAUCGAGCAGUAGUCGUAUUGUGACACAUGACAUUCCAGUGGGAGUUAUUCCCAGAAGACUGUGGAAUGAUUUCCGAGAGCCCCGUGUCCCAGACUUUGAUGUCAGUAUUUACUUACCAGUGCUGAAGACCAUGAAGAGUGUUGUGGAAAGAAUGAAAAAUCUCAGCAAUUGCAUUGUACUUGAAGCAAAUCUAAAUGGAGAAAUGAAUUUGAAAAUAGAAACUGAUUUAGUGUCUGUUACAACCCAUUUUAAAGGUCUUGGAAAUCCUCCAUGGGUAUCUGAGGAUGGUUCACAAAGUUCUCCGCAAGACAGAGAUCCAGAGAGCAUGGCUGAGGCACGCAUAGACAUUAGGAAGCUCCUGCAGCUACUUGCUGGGCAGCAAGUAAAUCCCACGAAAGCCUUGUGCAAUAUUGUGAGCAAAAGGAUUGUUCACUUUAUUUUGCUUCAUGAGGAGGUUUCCCUUCAAUACUUCAUCCCAGCACUUGCAUGAAUACUCUUCUACAGCUCAGCAGCUCAACCAUCUGAGGAUUUCUCUACAAAGAAUGAAACAAGCAUAAAAAGUGGGGAUUUUGUAAAUUGAUGGGCUCUUGGUCUGUAACAUUUAAAUAUGUUGUUACAUAUGUAUAUAUAUUUAUAGACUUAUUUUAAGAGCUUGGUUUUCAAGGAGAUUAUAUUUUUGUGUUGAUCAUAUAUUGGAUUAAAGUGAAAGUAUAUAGAAAGCUGGUCUUUCUAGUGUCCUGGGCAGGGAAAUCGUAGAAGUUCAUACGAGGUAUGAUUUGCUUCACUCAGUAACUGAGCAAGUAGAUGAGUGAAUAUGCUGUAACAUGAAUGUCUCUUCAAAAUUUCAUAGCAGAUAUAAGCACAAGUUCAGCUCCAAGCACUUGGGGAUUCUUUAGAUGAGGCAGCAACAUGGAUGCAUCACAGAGAGUUUCUUGGGGGAACAGGGCAAAGACUGAAAUAAACUCCCCUGAGAAUUAAGGGCCAUCACAUUCCUCGCCACCUUCCACUCUUUCUUUGAUUUUGCCUCUUGGAUCGCUCUCCCUCACUCUGGCUUGAAGGGCCACGUAUGUUCCAAGCCCUCUCAGCAGUAAGUCUCUUUGCUGCAUUCAUCCACUUCUAAUUUUCCCCAACGACUGAUUUUCUGCAGGGAUUCUGACUUCUACUGAUGGUGGGCUCAUAGUUUUGCAAAUACAUUUGUGACUAUUCCCAUUGGCUCAGAAUUCAACCUUGCACUUUGCCCUGUCUCUGCCUGAUACACAAGGGUGUGUCUAGACUGCAUCCCUUUUCCGUGAAAGGGAUGCAAAUUAGACAUAUCGCAAUUGCAAAUG
Molecule: messenger RNA, 1705 nt
Organism: Pelodiscus sinensis (Chinese soft-shelled turtle)
Lineage: Eukaryota; Metazoa; Chordata; Testudines; Trionychidae
Source: RefSeq, a predicted model, not a curated record